AUGUGUAAUCCACUGGAGCACUUGGGCCGGGCCCUAAGUUCGACUGCCGCUCGAAAAAGGGCCGAGGAGGUGGCCGAGGGUGAGAGUAAUAAGACGAAUAGUAUCCCGAGGACUGAUCGGAGUAUGAAUAGUAUGGCUGUGUUAGCGGCGGACAGUAAGAUGGCGGCGGGGGUACUGAGGAAUACGGAGAAGGAAAGUAUGACCGGUAGGGCGGAGGGGGAGCGGAGGAGUAAUAAUAGCCGGAAGGAGGGUUUGGUAAUUCUCCGCGGGGUGCUCGAUCAGGCCAAGUUUGAGGCGGAUCUUGCCCUGGGGGCGGCCGGAGGGUCGGCGGAGCUCGAAGGACCUGAUUCGGACCGGCGAAUCGUCCGAUUCGACAAGGAGAUCCCGGAGCUCGACUCGGAGGGUGCCAACCAGGUACUUGGAGGUGUCCGAAGGUCUAGAGUGGAGGAUCUCGAGGGUAAGGGAGGAGUCCUUGGGCGGGAGGCUAAACGGCAGGACGAACCGCUCGUUCCAUACGGGCCGGGUGGAGCCCAAAUCGUCGGCCUUUGUGAACUGCCGCCGGUCGGGAUCGAUCCACAGGACGGCGUACGGCUUCAGAUCGCCCUUCCUCCAGUUGACGUUCUUCAGGUGUUUGGCAGAGACUACUGUGACCUCCAGAUCGUAGCACUUCUGCCGCGGUGGAUAGGCGCUGCCGGAGGCCAUCGGGGAGUAGAUUCGGUGUACGAGAUGAUGAAGCCCCAAACACUUUAA
This is a messenger RNA of Striga asiatica, 750 nucleotides long. The record is from the annotation of a GenBank genome assembly. NCBI's taxonomy places the organism in Eukaryota, Viridiplantae, Streptophyta, Magnoliopsida, Lamiales, Orobanchaceae.